Molecule: messenger RNA, 2598 nt
Organism: Cavenderia fasciculata
Lineage: Eukaryota; Evosea; Eumycetozoa; Acytosteliales; Cavenderiaceae
Exons: 3
Coding region: 1-2598 (865 amino acids)
Source: RefSeq, a predicted model, not a curated record
AUGAAGAGAAAGAGUCAUCAACCACCAAAAUGGAAAGAGAAUGAUCAUUCCAUCGUUCAACAACAAUCAAAGAUAGAUAAUACUAAUAAUAAUAAUAGUAAUGAUGAUAAUGAUGAUGAUCAUUACAAGACUAAAUUAUUUAAAAGUAUCAUUAUAAAUAGAUACAUUUCAAAUAUUAUAUUCAACUUUACUGGUCAAUUAAAUAAACACCAAAUCCAAUUACAAGAUGUGGUUGCAUCUUCUUCCUCUUCCUCCUCCUCCCCACCCUCUCCAUCAUCUUAUUUGAGAAGAUCACUUAAAGGUAAAGAAGUGAUAGAAAGAGGAUCAUUGGUAGAGAUGAUUAAGUUCAAUAUGACCAAUCACUUUUUCUAUUGCUUUGAGCAAUGUGGAUUUGGAGAGCAAAUGUUGAUCAACAAGAUUCCACUCACCGACCUAUUCUUGGCAGCUUUGUAUUAUGGAAAUCUUCAAAUUGCUCAACACCUUGCCGAUCACUACACUCAGGCUAUAUUACUUGGCCCAGAUGAAAAGAUCCCUCACACUACUCAUUUUGAGUUGAUAACCAAUGAUAUUUUUAAUCUUUGUAUUGUAAAAAUAUAUAAUUAUCAUAAUAAUAGAUGUAUACCAACCAAUGCAAUAUUAAGAAUAAUAGAAAGAUCAAUUUACGAUGGAACGAUAGAAUUGUUUCAUAGUGUGAUUAAAUAUUGUUUCGUGGACAUUCCAAUAGCUGCUCCAGUUAUGAAACCAACAAUAGCUAAUAAUAUGGAAAAGACUAAAGUCGCAGGUUGUUUCACAGGUCUAAAAACAACAGUUCCACCAUUCCCAACGAUGAAAAAAACAGUUGUUAAUAGGACAAGGGCUGGCAAGUACACAACUUUGAGAAUAACUGCACUUGGAAUAGUGGAUAGUAUUUAUGCAGUCGAGAUGGUAGACAUCAUGCACAAAAAUAGAAUAUUCGAACAAUGGCAGCGUCUUUUACAUCAUGCAUGUCAAAAGGAGCAUUAUCCAUUGAUAGAGUUUAUUCAAAAAAACGUUGGAGGAGUGGUACUGCCAUUGGAGACUAGUUACUCGAUUGCAACUAAAUUGUCAUCUGGCAAAUUACUAAAAUAUCUAUGCGAGUUGUGGAAACCACCUUUGGAUAUUUCCGACGUUACCAGAGCAGCAUGUGAUAAUGGAAAUAUAGAAGCACUUGAUUAUUUAAUUGGUUUGUCCAAGUCGUCGUCGUCAUCGUCAUCUAAUGUCUCGAUACACCCAAGUUGUUUGUCAGAAGCUUUGGGAAGAGGUCAUAUUGGUAUUGUCAAAUAUCUAUUAAAAGAGAUGACGACUCCAACUACUACUGACCACAUAUGGUCAGAUGUUAUUCAAUUCCAUAAAACAAUAUUGACUGUUGAUUUGGUCAAACUGUUGUUGUUGGAAACUAAUAACAUUCCAUUGGAAAUAUACAUCAAUGCUUUGUAUUAUGAUUCGUUAAAGUACAAAGAAUUUGGUGUGAUAGAGUACAUUGAACAACAAAUCUUUAGUACUCGACCAGACCUCGUUUCAAAAGUUGAUUAUUCACAUUUAUUUGACCAAACCCUGUCUUGGGACAAUAUCGAUGGACAAGACAACCAAGCCAUUUCAAAAUAUGCAUCUAUUGACUUGGUCACACCUUACAGAGGCGUUACAGCGGCAUUUGAAAAUACACAUUCAGUCAACACGAUCAAGUUGAUUGUUACACAAUUCCCUUGGUUUUAUAGCCGAGAGGCUGAAAAGGGAGUGAUUGGAGCACACGAAUUUUAUGCGCUUUGUCAUGUAGGCAGGUUUGACGUGGCAAGGGUAUUUUUAGAAAAUAAUAUGGUCAGUGGUUGGGAGUUACCUAGCAACUUGGAUGCGUCUCAAGUUCAAGAAUCUAAAGAUCCAGAGUUUAUAAAGCUAUUUUUAAGCGUAUCAAGAAUCAACAUUAAUAAUCUCAGAUUGGAAUUAAUAUUUUCAGACAAAAUAUAUCCUCCACUCUUUGCAAAAGAGAGUCAUUUCAAAAAUGCAGCUGCACUAUCCAACACUGGAUACUUUAAAGUACUAUACAAAUAUCAAUUGGAAAAUGGUGAUCCCUACUAUUUCAUCAACCAUCGAGAUACCAUGGUAUCUGCAUUUACUAGUGCUGUUUUAAGAGGCAAUAUUGAAAUAUUAGAAUUGAUGAAACUUGGUCCAAAAGAGUCAUUAUUCUUUGUCACUAGUCAACUCGUCGAUACUAUUGUCAAUGAAUUAUCAUAUGCACAUUCAUGCAAGAUCGAACCUAUAGUAUUCCUAUUUGACAGAUUUAAAGAACAGUAUCGAAAGAAUGACAAACCCUAUUCAUUGGAUCCAACCAAUCUCCUCGUAUUGACAAAGUACCCUACAAUGACCGACACCAUCAUCUAUAUCUUGGAGUUAUUCAUCUCUAAAAAAUCAUCACAUCGUCAACACAAAUGUUUCGACCGAUCACCAUUCUCGAAAAGUUUCAACGAUUCCAACAACAUUAUUUAUAAAAUGUUAAUUCAUUCCUUAAAACAUAAUAAUUUUAAAUUAUUUAAUUAUUUAUGUAAUGUUAUUGAUAGUUUAGUCGUUAAAAAAGAUAAAAAAUAA